AUGGUGAGUCGUGACUUCCACUGGCCCCGCCAGUACGAGUUUGUGCGCAAGUACGUCCGUGAUUGCGAGGUUUGUCAACAUGUGAUGCCUAGUCCUUCAUCCCGUGUGCCCUUGCAGCCUCUACCGAUUCCGGCAGAGUUUUGGAAGUCCGUAUCGAUGGACUUUGUCUUUGGGUUUCCCAAAGACUUUCACAAGAAUACUGGCAUUCUUGUGUUUGGUGAUCGGUUCAGCAAGAUGGUACGUCUUGUUGCUGUACCGGGGUCAAUCACAGCCCAGGUCUGUGCUCGUGACUUCAUCGAUACCAUCUUCCGACAUCACGGGUUACCACGUGAACUCGUGUCUGACAGAGAUUCCCGCCUCACAGCGGAGUUUUAG
Messenger RNA from Peronospora matthiolae, 375 nucleotides. The record is from the annotation of a GenBank genome assembly. Lineage: Eukaryota; Oomycota; Peronosporomycetes; Peronosporales; Peronosporaceae.